AUGGUAAAAAGAAAGAAAUGGUUGGAUAGGGAAAGACCUGAUAUGGGGGACGACUCGGAUGAUGAUGAAAAUGUAGUUCCUGAUUAUAGCCUGGAGUAUAAUACUGGUGGUCGUGUGAGAAAUGGGUCAUUGAGCAAUAUAGUUUCUAACUCCGGAGUUGAAGAUAUGGAUGUCAGGGAGGAAAGGCUAAUGAAUUUGAGUGAUAAUGAAUCGGUGUCAAGCAGAAGAUCAAUUAAGAGACGUAAUUCUUUUACAGAGGGUAAAGUUGCAAAUAAAAGACUAAGAGACUCUCGUAGAUUUAUUUUUUUUCUGGGUGCUUUCUUAGGUGUAGCAAUGGCAGCAUAUUUUGGUUCUUAUCAUGUUCAUAGUAACAACAUUGAAUUAUUUGAUAAUAUGGUCAAUUUUGAAAACGUUAAGGACUAUCUUGAUGAUUGGAAAGAUAUAUUACCUCGUGGAUUUACAUCAUUUAUUUCGGAUAUACAAACUGGUUAUGCAGCUAACCAAUUACAAGACCUCGGUGAGAAUUUUGCUGUCGGUAGACAAUUAAUUAAGGAUAUGGAAUUAGAAGCAAAAUAUCCAGUCGUUAUGGUUCCAGGUGUUAUUUCUACAGGUAUUGAAAGUUGGGGUGUUCAAGGUGAUGGGGAAUGUGAUUCAUCACCUCAUUUUAGAAAAAGAUUAUGGGGUUCAUUCUAUAUGUUAAAAACUAUGGUAAUGGAUAAAGUAUGUUGGCUGAAACAUGUUAGUUUAGAUCCUGUCACUGGACUUGAUCCGAAGCAUUUUAAACUGAGAGCUGCUCAAGGGUUUGAAAGUAGUGAUUUUUUCAUUACAGGUUAUUGGAUUUGGAAUAAAGUAUUACAAAAUUUAGGUGCUAUUGGUUAUGAACCUGAUACAAUGGUUACAGCAUCAUAUGAUUGGAGAUUAGCCUAUUUAGAUCUUGAAAGGCGUGAUCAAUAUUUCAGUAAAUUAAAACAACAGAUUGAAUUAUUUUAUAAACUUACGGGUGAAAAGACAAUAUUGGUUGGACAUUCAAUGGGUUCACAAAUUGUAUUUUAUUUCCUUAAAUGGGUAGAAGCUGAGGGACCAUUGUAUGGUAAUGCGGGACCUGGAUGGGUAGAUAAAUAUAUCGAAUCAUUUGUUAAUGUUGCAGGUACAUUAUUAGGAGCCCCCAAAGCUGUACCUGCUUUAAUUAGUGGUGAAAUGAAGGAUACAAUUCAAUUGAAUGCAUUAGCAAUGUAUGGCUUAGAAAAAUUUUUUAGUCGUAAAGAAAGAGUUGAAAUGUUACAAACUUGGGGUGGUAUACCAUCAAUGUUACCAAAAGGUGGUGAUUUAAUUUGGGGUAAUUUAAGUUAUUCAUCAGAAGAUGAAUUACAUAACAAUACAGAUACUUAUGGUAAUUUUAUUAGAUUUGAGAAAAUUUUAGGUGAUGCUUAUGAACAGAAUCUCACAAUGGCUUCAGCGAUAGAUUUAAUUGAAACAGUAUCACCACCAUGGUUAGUUAAGAGAAUGCAUGAACAAUAUAGUUAUGGUUAUGCAACAACAGAAGACGAAAUGAAUGACAAUGUAAAAGAUCAUUCACAUUGGACAAAUCCAAUGGAUGUGCCUUUACCUAAUGCACCAAAUAUGAAGAUAUAUUGUAUCUAUGGUGUAGAUAAUCCAACUGAACGUGCAUAUGUAUAUCGUGAAAAUCACGCUAAUGAUACAUCAUCAUUAAAUUUAACAAUUGAUUAUGAUAGUGAUACACCAGUAUUUUUAACUAAUGGUGAUGGUACAGUUCCGAUAAUGUCACAUGCAAUGUGUCACAAAUGGGCUCAAGGCAAAUCACCAUAUAAUCCAUCUGGAAUGAAUGUUACUAUUGUUGAGAUCAAACAUGAACCAGAUAGAUUUGAUAUUCGUGGUGGUUCCAAGACUGCUGAUCAUGUCGAUAUUCUAGGUAGUGCAGAACUGAAUGAAUACAUCUUGAAAAUAGCAGGUGGCUACGGUUCAACAAUCAGCAACAAGUUACAUUCAAAUCUCACAAGCUGGGUGGCUAACAUCGACUUCCCAAUGUAA
Maudiozyma saulgeensis is the source of this 2049-nucleotide messenger RNA. The record is from the annotation of a GenBank genome assembly. NCBI's taxonomy places the organism in Eukaryota, Fungi, Ascomycota, Saccharomycetes, Saccharomycetales, Saccharomycetaceae.